UAAGUGCACUCUAACAUACAGAUAAAGAAAUGAAUGAGCUGAUAAAUAUAUUGUAUCAUUUGUGAUCGCGCAGACGAAGAGACUAAACAUGACUAUUCGUUGGGGCAUUGUUACUUCUGGUAAGAUUACGCAUGACUUUGUCAAUGCUGUCAACUCUUAUCCUAAGAAAGGGGAUCAAGUAAUAGCUGCUGUUGCUGCACGAAAUAAAUUGAGAGCAGAAGAGUUCGCAAAAUUGCACAAAAUUGCCAAAGUUUAUGACUCUUACGAAGAUAUGGCAAAGGGAAAUGAAAUUGAUGUUGCCUACAUUGGGGCUUUAAAUCCAGAUCACUAUCGUCUUUCCAAAAUGUUCCUCGAAUGUGGUAAGCACGUACUUUGCGAAAAACCGUUAUGUUUGAACUACAAAGAAACCGAAAGCUUAAUCAGUAUUGCAAGAAAGAAAAAACUCUUUCUAAUGGAAGCUAUUUGGUCACGGUUUAAUCCAUUAUACAUAUCAUUGGAAAAAGAAAUCCAGUCCAAUAAUCUAGGCGACUUGCAAUUCGUCGAAGUAAACUUUGGAGUUUUAAUUGCAGAUGUUGACAGAUUAAGUAAAAAAGAACUCGGAGGUGGUGCUGUUCUUGAUAUUGGUAUUUACGCACUGCAAUUUGCACAAUUCAUUUUCAAAGAUGAACCAAUUAAAACUACUGCAGUUGGAGAAUUGAAUGAUGAUGGAGUGGAUCUAAUAGAUACGAUUGUUCUUGAAUAUAAAGGCGGAAGGCGUGCUGUCAUCAAUUUACAUACAAAAGCUAAACUUUGGAAUAAAGCAACUGUUGUUGGAAGCAAAGGAAGAGCCACGAUAGAAGAGCCUUUCCACUUUCCUCUAACAUUGACACAUGUUAAUGGUAAACAAGAAAAUAUAACACUACAUUCUUCAAACCAUGAAUACAAUUUUGAAAAUAGUGCUGGCCUUGUUUAUGAAGCUAUAGAAGCGGCACGUUGUAUUAAAGCAGGUUUAAUAGAAUCGCCACGCCUUACUCACCAAGAUACCUUGAUUCUAGCCAAGCUCAGAGAUAUUGUUCGGAAACAAGUUGGGGUAAACUUUGAUGUCGAUUAAUAAUUAAUAAUUAUUAUGUAUUAUAUAUUUAAUAAUAACACUUUGCAAUACAUUUAUUUUAU
Molecule: messenger RNA, 1152 nt
Organism: Vanessa tameamea
Lineage: Eukaryota; Metazoa; Arthropoda; Insecta; Lepidoptera; Nymphalidae
Product: trans-1,2-dihydrobenzene-1,2-diol dehydrogenase-like
Exons: 6
Coding region: 89-1090 (333 amino acids)
Molecular function (GO): nucleotide binding
Source: RefSeq, a predicted model, not a curated record